AUGUUUUCCUCCGAACGCACAUACCAGGCUCGCAUAAUUCAAGAAGAGUACCGCUCAGCAGCAACCACAAAAUUCGUGCAACCAACCGAACCGAGCAGGGCGAAGUUGCUCCUUCAAGCUGUGAAGAAGAAAGCAGCAUCAUAUUUAGUGAUCUUUCUCGAUACAUCGUCUAUACAUGGGCUGAACCAUCUGGUGGCGCCUGGGAGACAUCCUUUGGAAGUAUUACUCUGGCUAGCCCUGGUCAUCCUCUCCGUCUUUGGCUCCGUGUAUCUCUCCAGCACUACGUGGGAGCGCUACCAGUCCUCGCCAACUGUAGUGUCCAUGGACCGAGAUAUGUUUGCAUGGAAUACUACGUUUCCAUGUGUCACCAUUUGCCCGCAUCGGAGGAUUGAUGAGAAAAAGCUGGAUUUGUAUGUGAGAAACUCUCCAGUCCCAGACAAGGAAGCCCUCAAAAAAUUCAUCAUGCAGCUAUCCAACUCAACCUACAAGAACUUUGAGGACCUGCCAGCAUACGAUCCAAUACCUGCCACCGACUACCUGCCCACCCUGUUGAACCUGUCUGCGCCUUUUGGACCCACGUUGACUAUUGGUGCUUCCGGGAUUCUCUUGAAGGUGCAACCUACUGUGACGGAGAUGGGACUGUGUUAUGCUAUCAAUUCGAAAGUCGCUGAGUAUAAUUCGCCUACAUAUAGAGAAGCAAAUAGAUGGGACAUGAUAAAACAUCAGAAUGAGACGUUUUUCGUACACCCCUUAGAUGGUGAAGUAUUCGCACAAGUGAUAAAUUUAUCGACUGCUUAUGACGUGUACAUCCACGGUCCCCUGGAAGUUCCAGACAUAUCUACCAAGUUCCAGCACUCGGCACAAGACUUCUACAUGAAGAUGUACGUGACUGCGCUCACCGUCUACACUUCACCUGAAGCUGCUAAGCUAAGCGUACCGCAACGUCGCUGCCGCUUCAUCAACGAGAACCCGCUGAAGCACAACUCAGUGUAUACGUACACAAUGUGCCGAAUGGAGUGCCGGAUCCGGCUGUGUAUGAAGUACUGUAACUGUAUACCCUACUUCUAUAGGAGAAUUGGCGAUGAAAAGAUUUGCGAUGUCAAUGGAAUGCGCUGUCUCGCUAGAUACAAAGAUGAGUUGUACAAGCUGGAAGUAGAUAAGGAUAAGAAGAAAAUAAGCUGCGGAUGUGUCCCCAUCUGUGACGAUGUCAACUACGUUAUACAGUCUUAUGUAUUACAAGAAUGGUUUCUGGGCACGAACCUGCAGUGGGGAAUCGUCACGUAUCCUCGGAUGCGGUACAGGAGGGACAUCAUUUUCGGCUUCACUGACGUAUUAGUGGCUGUGGGCAGUAUGGCGGGCUUGUUCCUGGGUUGCAGCGUCCUGAGCUUCAUGGAAAUCGUCUACUUUCUGUCGCUGAGACUCAUCUUCUAUACCAAGGAUGCACUUACUAAGAAGACAUAAUGGAGCAGUUUACACACACAUUUCAAUUAAAAAUAUUUUAAGCGGGUAUUAAGAGCGUGAUGGGUAUGCGUC
Molecule: messenger RNA, 1533 nt
Organism: Leguminivora glycinivorella
Lineage: Eukaryota; Metazoa; Arthropoda; Insecta; Lepidoptera; Tortricidae
Gene: ppk9
Product: sodium channel protein Nach-like
Exons: 10
Coding region: 1-1461 (486 amino acids)
Biological process (GO): sodium ion transmembrane transport
Cellular component (GO): membrane
Molecular function (GO): ligand-gated sodium channel activity
Source: RefSeq, a predicted model, not a curated record